This is a messenger RNA of Quercus robur (English oak), 849 nucleotides long. RefSeq lists its product as uncharacterized. Bases 1 to 849 code for a protein of 282 amino acids. The transcript has a single exon. NCBI's taxonomy places the organism in Eukaryota, Viridiplantae, Streptophyta, Magnoliopsida, Fagales, Fagaceae. The record is from RefSeq and is a predicted model, not a curated record.
AUGCCGAGUCGGUUUACACAGCCACCAUUUAAUUCCUACGAUGGGAAAAUGGACCUUGUGGAACAUGUCAGUUAUUAUAUCCAUAUGAUGUCCUUGCAUGCACACAAUGAUGCACUGAUGUGUAAGGUGUUCCCCUCUAGUCUCGGCUCCACGGCCUUGAGAUGGUUUAAUGGAUUACGAAAAGGUUCCAUUCGCAACUUCGCCGAGCUAAUCCACGAGUUUGGAGCUCAAUUCGUGGCGUGCAACCGGGUGCCGCAACUGGUGGACGCACUACUUUCCAUAAAAAUGAGGGUCGGCGAAACCCUUCGAAGUUAUGCCAAUCGAUAUUGGGAACUAUACAAUGAAAGCGGUGGGGGCCAUGAGAAGAAUGCGGCAAGCACCUUCAGGAUGGGGCUUCCCGAAAAUUCUGAACUACAGGAGUCACUGACGAAAAGACCUCCUAAGGAUAUGAGGCAACUUAUGAGGCGUAUUGAGGAUAAGCGUCUCGAAGAUGAUCUGCUACAGAAUAAGGGUAAGGCCCCAUUACUCGGUCGCUCUCGACUAGGCGUUUUUCCAACAAGACCAAAAAAGGAUUUCAGGAUGCAGGAACUAGAAGCACAAAUUGAAGGAAUGAAUGUGGCGUUCAAAGAGUUGGUGCACAAAAUCUUAGAUCGGAUUAAGAAGGAGUCGUUCUUUAGGUGGCCGAACAAGAUAGGGGUCGACCCAUCUCAGAGGAAUCAAAACUUGUACUGCACAUACCACAGAGAUAAAGGGCACACCACCAAGCAGUGCUGGGUAUUAAAAGAUCAUCUGGGACAACUAGUGAAGGCAGGGUAUUUGAAAGAGUUCGUAGUGGAUUCCGAUAACUGA